AUGAGCAUGCAGCAGAUUGAAUCCAAUGAAUUGCAGCUGGCAACUGAAGCAACAAAUCACAAACAGAGUAAUAGCCUACCAUCAACAAGGGGCUUGCUUUGUCUCCACAUUAUCCUGCUGCUGAACAGUUGGAGGCACUGCACACAAGAUUGUGCUAAUGGACAAGUGAAGAAUCAAGUAAUUCGAAUGAUUGAGUCGGCCAGGCGGAGGAGAUAA
This is a messenger RNA of Peronospora matthiolae, 216 nucleotides long. Lineage: Eukaryota; Oomycota; Peronosporomycetes; Peronosporales; Peronosporaceae. The record is from the annotation of a GenBank genome assembly.